Messenger RNA from Xyrauchen texanus (razorback sucker), 1087 nucleotides. RefSeq names its product protein Wnt-8b. Gene Ontology annotation, cellular component: extracellular region. Gene Ontology annotation, molecular function: cytokine activity; frizzled binding. The transcript is spliced from 6 exons. The record is from RefSeq and is a predicted model, not a curated record. Bases 1 to 1068 code for a protein of 355 amino acids. Gene Ontology annotation, biological process: neuron differentiation; multicellular organism development; canonical Wnt signaling pathway. Lineage: Eukaryota; Metazoa; Chordata; Actinopteri; Cypriniformes; Catostomidae.
AUGUUCAUGGAUUUGGAAGUUUAUUAUUACACUUUCAUCCUGAUGGCUCACAUGAAGUCUUGCUGCAGUUGGUCAGUGAAUAAUUUCCUGAUGACUGGCCCAAAGGCCUACUUGAUCUACUCCAGCAGCGUGGCCGCAGGAGCUCAGAGUGGUAUUGAAGAGUGCAAGUAUCAGUUUGUGUGGGACCGCUGGAACUGCCCAGAGAGGGCUCUUCAGCUCUCCACCCACAGUGGACUCAGAAGUGCAAACAGAGAGACAGCAUUUUUCCAUGCUAUAAGCUCUGCUGGAGUCAUGUACACCCUCACCAGGAAUUGCAGCCUCAGUGACUUUGACAACUGCGGGUGUGAUGACACCAGGAACGGCCAAAGAGGAGGCCAGGGAUGGCUAUGGGGAGGCUGCAGUGAUAACGUGGGAUUUGGAGAGGCAAUCUCCAAACAGUUUGUGGAUGCACUGGAAACUGGACAGGAUGCACGAGCUGCCAUGAACCUGCACAACAAUGAAGUAGGACGCAAGGCAGUAAAAGGAACCAUGCAGAGGACGUGCAAGUGCCAUGGAGUGUCUGGCAGCUGCACCACGCAGACCUGCUGGCUCCAGUUGCCAGAGUUUCGAGAGGUGGGCAACUACCUAAAGGAGAAAUAUCACAGGGCUCUGAAGGUGGACCUGCUGCGUGGCGCAGGUAACAGUGCGGCCAGUCGUGGAGCGAUUGCCGAGACAUUCAGCUCUAUCUCACGUAAAGAGCUGGUGCACUUGGAGGAUUCCCCUGACUACUGCUUGGCGAACCGCACUCUGGGUUUGCCAGGCACAGAGGGCCGUGAGUGCUUGAGGAAGGGCAAGAAUCUAAGCAAAUGGGAGAAGCGGAGCUGCAAGCGGCUAUGCGGAGACUGCGGCCUGGCUGUAGAGGAGCGCAGGGCUGAGACUGUAUCCAGCUGCAACUGCAAGUUCCACUGGUGUUGUGCUGUCAAAUGUGAGCAGUGCCGUAAAACUGUCACCAAGUACUACUGUGUUAAGAGGACCAAGAAUGAUAGUGCCAGCCGCAGGAAAAGCUAUCGAUUAAAGAAGAAGCAUUAGAGAUGUCCUGAACUGUUUG